Molecule: messenger RNA, 2225 nt
Organism: Pygoscelis adeliae (Adelie penguin)
Lineage: Eukaryota; Metazoa; Chordata; Aves; Sphenisciformes; Spheniscidae
Gene: CRACR2A
Product: calcium release activated channel regulator 2A
Exons: 18
Coding region: 126-2225 (699 amino acids)
Molecular function (GO): GTPase activity; calcium ion binding; GTP binding
Source: RefSeq, a predicted model, not a curated record
AGGUGUCGUGGCUCCUCCUACGCAGAGGAUAUUUCAUAACGGUGGUGCCCAAAGGUUACAGAUCAGAAAUUGUGAGUAAAUGGGAUAGCAGCAUCCCAAAAUAUUCCUGUGCUGAGAUUGUGACAAUGGACAGAAUACAAGGACACUAUGCCAGUCCUGUGCCACCAGGAGAUGCAGAGAGGAGCAGGACUGGAGAACAAGACCCAGGACUAACUGUGUUGGGAAAAGCACAUGAGUUCUUUCGGAUCUGUGAUCUGGAAGGCAAAGGCUUCAUCACUCGUCAAGACAUGCAGAGACUGCAUCCUGAAUUACCUCUUAGCCUGGAAGAGCUUGAAAAAGUUUUUGUUACAUUGGAUGCUGAUGGCAAUGGCUCACUUACCCCAAAGGAGUUCACCACAGGAUUCAGCCAGUUUCUUUUGGGGCAGAUUGCUUUGAAUAAUGAGAUGAUGCAGCAAUCGGAAGGUGAAACAGCCUGCCCACUUAAAUGUGAAGACACCGUGAGUGAUGAUGAGGAUGAAGAGUUCCAGUUCUCAAAUCUGAUGGAUCGGCUUGGAGCUAAAAAGGUUUUGGAUGAUGAGAGUGAUGUGAAGCAACUUUGGUUGCAGCUGAGAAAGGACGAACCUCAUUUACUUUCCAAUUUUGAAGAGUUCCUGGUCAGAAUUUUUUCCCAGCUCCAAGAAGCAGAUAAUGAAAAGAAUGAGUUGGAAUGCGCUCUAAAAAAGAAAAUUGCCUCUUAUGAUGAAGAAAUUCAACAUCUCUAUGAGGAAAUGGAACAGCAAAUCAAAAAGGAGAAAGAGCAGUUUCUCUUGAAAGACACAGAGAGGUUUCAGUCCUACAGUCAAGAGCUGGAGUGCAAGCUCCUGUCAAAAGAACAAGAACUGGAACAAUUGGUUCAAAAACAGAAAAGGUUAGAGCAGCAAUGUACAGAACUUCUCAGUGGCAAAGAAGAAACCAAAGUAGAGAACACCAAGCUGAAGCUCACUAACCAGGAGCUGCUGAGAGACCUGGAGAGAACGUCUCAUGAACUAAGUCUGGCUCAAGAACAGUUACAGGUGCUUCAGGAGGAGGCGUCAAGACUACAUGAGGAGAAGGAAAUGGAGGUGUACCGAGUGACAGAAACCUUACAGAGAGAGAAGUCAGGACUUCUGAAGCAGCUCGAUUUUUUAAGGGAGAGGAACAAACAUCUCAAAGAUGAACGUGACAUAUUUUUACAGAAAUGCAAAACAAGUGUUCCAAAAGCCAGCUGGAAGCAAAGAUCAGGGUCUGUGAUUGGGAAAUACAUAGAGGGCAAGAACAGCCAUUCAUUUGAAGAAGAUGAUGUUUUCAAUAACUCAAAGAGAAGGAAUUCUGCUGGACUGAAUGGGAUUCUCUCUGUAGAGCCUGAUGCUGGAGCCACUGGAGGAAUGUCUAAAGCAUUGCGUCUCCAAAGAAUAAUAUCAAUUGAGGAAGAUCACCUACCCCAGCUUCUUGACAAGCUGGUUGAUAAGCAGCUGAACAGAUGGACUGGAGAACAUGAGAAUACUUCUUCUGAGAUGGAAAUGGAUAAGAAAACCACAGAACAAUCAAUGGAAUACUCACCAUCAUCUACUAGAGAGCAGCCUGUAGGGAAGGAAACACUGUCAAAUGAGGAGAGAAUAAACUCUGUCCCAGACCACUUAUUCAAGAUUAUUUUUGUGGGCAAUUCGAGUGUUGGAAAGACUUCAUUCUUAAGGCGAUUUUGUGAAGAUCGUUUUUUCCCAGGCACAGCUGCUACUAUAGGUGUGGAUUACAAUGUGAAAACCAUCACAGUAGAUAAUAGCCAGGUAGCCCUGCAACUCUGGGACACUGCUGGCCAGGAACGGUACCGAAGUAUUACCAAGCAGUUUUUCAGAAAAGCUGAUGGUGUCAUUGUGAUGUAUGAUAUAACAGCAAAAGACACAUUCACAGCUGUCAAGCAGUGGCUGAUAAGCAUCGAGGAGACAACUGGGGAGAAUGUACCUGUGCUUUUGUUGGGUAAUAAAACUGAUAAUGAAAAGGAACGUGAGGUCCCUAUGGGAAUGGGAGAGCAUCUGGCUAAGGAUUACAAUUUAAUUUUCUAUGAAUGCAGUGCAUAUUCUGGGUACAAUACCAAAAAGUCUGUGCUUCACUUAGCUAGGAUUUUAAAGGAACACGAAGAUAAAGUGAAAGAGAAAACGAUUGAACUUCAAUCUGAUAUGAAUAAAAAGUCUUGCUGUAUCAGUCCAUAA